UAACCGCUGGCUACAUAUCAUAUUCAUUAUUAUAAUAGUUGUAUGUAAAAUACUAAAUUCCAAGAAGAAAAUAUAUAAAAGAUAGAAAUACAUAACAUAUAAAAGAAGGUUUUUAAUGGCAAUUAUGGAAUGCAAAACUUAAAAAGAUGGAGUCCAGCUAUUGGGCCCACAUUGGGCCUAUAGCAAAUCAAAACCGUCCGAAUGGCCCAUCUUUGAAUUUUGCCGGCCCAUACUGGUUCAGCUCCUACCCUUUUUAAACCUCUUCCUUCUCGUUCCCUGUUUUCCCACUCUCAACUCUCUUACCUUCUUCAACUUCUUCUACUCUCUCUACUGGAUCCACACUGUUCAAAUCUCGCCGGGGCCACAAUGGACCUGACCGUCGACGAUCUCGCCGACGACUUGGACAGUCUAAGCUUCAACUCAACGACGACCGCCACCACCGCCGUCGAGACGAAGCGGAGCACGAGUUCCGGUUCCGAAACGACUACUCGGACGACGUCUUCGAGCUUCUUAUCUUCUUCAAUUAAGCCGCACGCGCCUUCAUCCGAUCCUCGUUGGGAGGCGAUCCAGCGCAUGAGGAGAAAAUCCGGCGACGUAGUCGGCGUUGUCGGCGGUGGCGAAGAUCUCGGACUAGGCGGUCUCCGAUUCGUGCACAGGCUGGGGAGCGGCGACAUCGGGAGCGUGUACCUGGUGGAGCUUAAAGGCGGGAACGGGUCCAUGUUUGCAGCCAAGGUGAUGGACAAGAAAGAGCUCGCGAGCCGAAACAAAGAGAGCCGCGCGAGGGUGGAAAGGGAAAUACUGGAAAUGUUGGAUCAUCCUUUUCUCCCGACGCUUUACGCUACGCUCGACUCCGUCCGGUGGUCUUGCCUUCUCACGGAGUUUUGCCCCGGCGGCGACCUCCACGUCCUCCGCCAGCGUCAACCGGAGAAACGCUUCAGCGAAGCCGCUGUCCGGUUUUACGCUUCGGAAGUAGUGGUUGCACUGGAAUAUCUCCACAUCAUGGGAAUAAUCUACCGAGAUCUCAAGCCCGAAAACGUGCUAGUACGAACAGACGGUCACAUCAUGCUCACGGAUUUCGAUCUCUCCUUAAAAAACGAUAACUCCACCUCAACAGCCCAGCUCAUCUCCGACCACCACCGCGACACUCCUCCGGUCACCGCCCACUCGUCCGGCGAUUACGUCAUUGACCCACCACCUUUCGCCACGUCAUCGUGCAUUCUCCCAAACUGCAUCGUCCCCGCCGUUUCGUGCUUCCGGCCGAAGCGCAAGCGAAAAAAGAAGCUCGGUCACGGCGGACCGCCGGAGAUCGUGGCGGAGCCGAUGGACGUUCGGUCGAUGUCGUUCGUCGGGACCCACGAGUACCUUGCGCCGGAGAUAGUAUCCGGCGAAGGUCACGGCAGCGCCGUCGAUUGGUGGACACUUGGGAUCUUCAUAUUUGAGCUGUUUUAUGGGGUGACGCCUUUUAAGGGUUUCGACCAUGAGUUAACCUUGGCUAACAUCGUGGCUCGAGCCUUGGAGUUCCCCAAGGAGCCGAGUAUACCUGGCCCAGCUAAGGACUUGAUUACGCAGCUGUUGGUUAAGGACCCUACGAGGAGGAUGGGUUCCACCAUGGGGGCCACGGCUAUUAAGCACCACCCCUUCUUUCAUGGGGUCAAUUGGGCUUUGUUGAGAUGUACGUCACCUCCUUACGUCCCUCGACCGGUUAAGUACUCUGAUUUUGUCCCUGUCGACGAAACCACAGAUAAAGAUAAUUCUGUAGAGUAUUACUAGUCAACAACGUACCCUUUUAAAAAAAAAGGAUGGGGAUCAUGAGAAGAUAAGGAGAGGUUCACUAAUACAAUUAGUUUGUGAUUAUGUAUGUAUAUUCUCUUACACACCACCAAAAUUCAUAUGGAGACAAAAUCGACCAUGUUUAUUCUAAUAAACAAAUUAACAACGUUGCUAAUCUUUUACUAAA
Cannabis sativa is the source of this 1957-nucleotide messenger RNA. RefSeq names its product serine/threonine-protein kinase D6PKL1. The transcript is spliced from 2 exons. NCBI's taxonomy places the organism in Eukaryota, Viridiplantae, Streptophyta, Magnoliopsida, Rosales, Cannabaceae. Gene Ontology annotation, cellular component: plasma membrane; cytoplasm; nucleus. The record is from RefSeq and is a predicted model, not a curated record. Gene Ontology annotation, biological process: protein phosphorylation. Gene Ontology annotation, molecular function: ATP binding; protein serine/threonine kinase activity. The coding region runs from base 367 to 1770 and encodes 467 amino acids.